AGUUCUGUGGAACUGAGCAAGCAGAAGGCAAGGAGGAACAGCAACUGCGUGGAAAACACACUGGGCUCUUCAGGAUGGACUUUUGUCCUGCUGAGUCAUCUGACUUGAGUGAGGCUGAAGAAGCUGAAAUAGAGACAAUAAGGCAGCACAGAGAGGAGCUUUUAGAGGACAUUAAGAAGCUGAAAGAAGAGAUUGCUGAAGUGUUUGCAGAGAUAGAGCGCUUCCAAAAUGCAGAGGAGAGGUGAGAGGUAGACCUAAUCCCUGGGGAAUACACCAGCAAAUUAUCACAGAAGGAUAAACUUCUGUCCCUAGGCCGGAAGAAGUUCAACAUGGAUCCUGCAAAGGGGAUCCAGUACCUCAUAGAACACCAACUGUUAUCUUCAAACCUUGAGGAUAUCGCCAAAUUCCUCCAUAAGGGUGAAGGCCUGAACAAGACAGCUAUUGGGGAUUAUCUGGGUGGGAGGGAUCCCACAAACAUUCAGAUCCUCCAAGCCUUUGUGGCGUGUCACCAGUUUGCCAACCUCAACCUGGUCCAGGCACUGAGACAAUUCCUGUGGAGCUUCCGGCUGCCUGGAGAAGCUCAGAAGAUUGACCGAAUGAUGGAGGCAUUUGCCAACUGGUACUGCAAGUGUAACCCAGGAGUAUUCCAAUCCACAGAUACCUGCUAUAUACUUUCCUUCUCCAUCAUCAUGCUUAACACCAGCUUGCACAACCCCAACGUGAAAGACAAACCCCCCUUUGAGAGGUUUGUAUCCAUCAACCGAGGUAUUGCUGAAGGAGGAGACCUGCCAGAAGAGCUCUUAAGGAGUCUGUUUGAGAGCAUAAAGAAUGAGCCAUUCUCCAUACCAGAAGAUGAUGGGAAUGAUCUCACACAUACCUUCUUCAACCCUAGCCGCGAGGGCUGGCUCCUGAAACUAGGAGGACGUGUGAAAACCUGGAAACGCCGUUGGUUCAUUCUGACCGAUAACUGCCUGUACUACUUCGAAUAUACCACGGACAAAGAGCCUUUAGGCAUUGUCCCCCUGGAGAACCUAUCAGUCCGGAAGGUGGAUGACCCUAAAAAGCCAAAUUGCUUUGAGCUCUUCAAUCCCAAUUGUAAGGGGCAGAAGAUCAAAGCCUGCAAAACAGAUGGGGAUGGGAAGGUUGUUGAGGGCAAGCAUCAGUCCUACAAGAUCUCAGCAGCUACACCAGAAGAACGCGAUGAGUGGAUUGAGGCAAUACGGACCAGCAUCACACAGGAUCCUUUCUAUGAUCUUGUCUCAGCCCGUAAGAAGAAGAUUGCCAACAAAAACUGAGCCCUGACCUGCAGGAACAUGCAAUUGUUGAGUAUCUUUCUUCCCAUGCUGGGCUCUACCAGUGAAGAAAUUUGGGAGUAUUGGUGCCCUCCACCUCCACUUGGCAGGAAGAUGACUGA
Messenger RNA from Tinamus guttatus (white-throated tinamou), 1414 nucleotides. Lineage: Eukaryota; Metazoa; Chordata; Aves; Tinamiformes; Tinamidae. The record is from RefSeq and is a predicted model, not a curated record.